Messenger RNA from Odontomachus brunneus, 11108 nucleotides. RefSeq names its product serine-rich adhesin for platelets-like. Lineage: Eukaryota; Metazoa; Arthropoda; Insecta; Hymenoptera; Formicidae. Gene Ontology annotation, molecular function: chitin binding. Gene Ontology annotation, cellular component: extracellular region. The coding region runs from base 1217 to 6838 and encodes 1873 amino acids. The transcript is spliced from 9 exons. The record is from RefSeq and is a predicted model, not a curated record.
GGUUAGCACGCUUCACAGCAGUGUGACACGCCGCGCUCUUAGAAAAGCCAUUUUUACAAGGAUCACAAGAGGAACAGCGCUGAGGAAAAGCCGAAUACACGCUACGCGCGAGAUAGUAAUUGCGGAACGAGCGAGCGAAGGCUCCCGUGAACGAAGGAGAAAGAAAGAGGGGAUUCCGUGCUAACAGAAGGGAUAAGAAACCCAUGCACGUACUCUUUCCAACGGUGCGACGACUUUAGUCUGACGACCGCUUCCACGGAGCGAGGUUGACUAAAACUGACGUUGAUCCCGGAUCGUUCCUCGGUUCGACACGGUGCAUUCGGAUCUUGGCGAGUGUUUGGUGCGCGGAAGAGAAACAGGAUUCGACCUUGUGUUCCGAGAUUUCGCCACGCCGGACGAAAUCUUGCGGUAACACCAGAAAAAUUAAAAAAAAGAAAAAAUUUUUUUCACAAAAUAAUAAACGCAAAAUUAUUAGGCUCUUAUUGGAAGAUUAUUAGGCUCUGUUUGGUGAUGUACGAAUCUCGUGUGUAAAUUUUAUAAAACAGGUCCAUAGGAAAACCUGUCGUUCACCGACAGAGAAAUUCGAUCGAGAAAACGACGAAAUUUGGUCCCUUUAACAAUUCGAAUCGCCAAUCGCGGUUCAGCCUUCUUAGCGCGCGAGCGCUUUGCACGAUAACUCGCCUAUAGCCGCGGGGUUCGCGAUCAAAAAUUCACCACUUGCGAAAGACGUACUUUACGUUCUCGCGGCACGUGGCGAGCUGCCUCUCGCCGAUCCUGAGAUCCGCCGGACUCGAGGAAGCCGACGCGGACGUGGACGUGUGGUGUCGCGGCCGUGCUCCGGGCAGGAGAAAGUGUUUGCUGUGUGUCGGUUUUUCGGUGGAUACGAGCGAAUUCAAUCCGGCGAUCGCUCGUCGGCGUCCGGUCCGAGGAUGCGGGACUCGCGUCGUCUCGGGACAGCAGCAUGAUCCUUGGUGCGUACGACGGCAAUCAUCCGCGUGCGUUAACAUGCGUGAAGACAAGUGUAUCCGCGAGGUCCGAUAGCUCCUCUUGCUGAAAAGAUAACGGCUAGUUUAGAAAGAAAAAGAAAGUGUGUGUGAGAUAGAAGCCCUCCGGCGAAGAUCACCGGGCGAGAGAGAAGAUCCAGGAUCGAUCACGAGGAUAAUCGUCGGCUGGCGGGCGCGAAUCACAGGCUGAAGAAAUCGAUCAGAUCGUAGCCAUGAACCUCGCGCUGCAUGGAUUUUUGCUGCAGGUUUUCUUGUCGAUCCUCAACUUUCAUCAUGGCCGUUUAUUAUGCAGCGCGGGGGAACCUGGCUAUUUGGACUUCGACAACUUGCCGGAGACGAAUUUUUCGUGUCAGGGGAAGGUGAUCGGCGGUUACUACGCGGACGUCGAGGCGGGCUGCCAAAUGUUUCACGUCUGCACCAUUGGUCAGAAAGACGAGAUUAUGGACAUCAAAUUCCUCUGCCUGAACGGGACCGUCUUCGAUCAGGAGACUAGAGUCUGCGAGAGGGUGGACGAGGUCGACUGCAGCAAAAGCGAACGCUUCUACAACCUGAAUCUGGAGCUCUACGGCAAUAACGCGGUGACGCUCAGCCUGCACGAGAACGGCGACGACGAGGAUGACCUGCCGGAUCUGGUGGAGGAUCAUCAACCGCGAACGACCUCGGCGCGGCCCAGCACGACCUCCACGACCAGCACGACCACGUCGCGGCCGAGCAAGCCAUCCACCACGGCCGCCAGCGGCUCUUUCCAGCAUCCGACCGGUUAUCCGCAGCAUUAUCAGCCGCAGCCGCCGUUCCCGCAGAUCCACACGAGCCAGUCCAAGUCGCUAUACGACGACAAGAACGGCGGCUACCACCACCAGUACAUCUUCCACAGCGACGAGCGCGAGCGCAACAAUCAGGCGACCUCCUAUCAAUUGUUCAGCAAUCAGGGCGUCAGCUCGACGACCGCCCAGCCGUCGCAACCUCCGCCACCUCCGCCGCAGAUCCAUCAGAUCAGAUUCAGCUCAACGGUGGGCCCGCAAAUCAUUCACAACGAACCCUCGACCGUGACGCCGCUGUACCACGCCACGUCUUCGACAAUCCAGACGCUGCUCAACAGUAACGCUAACAGUCCGGCCUUGAUCAACCCCAUCUUUCACAAUCACGGCAUCGCUAGCACCACCGAGCAGUUCACCGUGCAUAGCAAUAAUCCGCGGGAGACCUCCGACUAUCGCGACGAAGACGAUCACGAGCAGAACGUCAGACCAUUGGCAGCGAUACAGCCGACCAACAAGGGAAAGGUUUCCAAGCUAUCGAUAUCACCGAUCCCGAGCCAGCAGGAGUUGUCCCGUGUGCAACCGAAGGCGAGUCAAGGAUCACAACAACAGAGGAAUCUCGGCAACUUUCUGCCAACGCCGGCCACCAUCGAGACCACUGUGAGGUCCUUCUACCCGACUCCGCGCCCUUCGCCAAAGCCUUCGCAGUCGCACUCAGUCACUCAGCAGAUUACCCAGCACAUCCACGUGUCGCCGGGCGUGACGAUACCGCAGUUGAAGCCGCAUCAGAUCACCAUCAACUUAUCACCGCCAGACAUCCAAAGGAUCGUGCAGAAUCCAUCGCCUCUUUUACCUUCGCAGUCGAGGGUGAUCGUCACGGCGAAGGCAAGCGUGAGCGACGAGUCCGGCAGACCUUUGAAUACUACGCAGCUGGUAACGCUGCCAUUGCCGACCAUACCGGCCAGCUACGACGACUACAAGGAGGGCGACGAGUCCUUCGAUCCCUUCUACCGCGACGUGCCGAAGAUCCGCAAAAGUCGUCGAAUCUUGAAGAACGAAGACGACAACGUGAGAUCAGCGAAGAGGAGGAGAAGGCGUUCGCUCGAUCAGGGUUAUCGCUUCGUUUAUGACGCGAACAGUCGCCGGGAAGCUAAUUCGAAGGAAGGCGAGUCCCGCCGAAAUGCAGAUAACGCGGCGAACGAGAAGAAGACGUACGCCGAGAUCAAUGAGGGAGAUCUGCGAGCUGUUAAGGGUAAUCUCAUGAAAUUUAGAAACAUCUUGUUCAGCGACAAAGUAUACGAUUCUAUAUACAGCGACGACUCUGAGGAAAUUGAAAGUAAAACUGAUCGCGACGCCAAAGAAGGGGGUGAGACGUUCGACGUUAAAUCCAUCAAGCAGACGAAAGACAACACGAUAAGAAAGUUCUAUUCUUUAGAGGACUUAAAAACGGAGGGCGCGAAACAUUUAGAUCUAUAUAGAGAAGAAGAUGCCGAUGUAGUCAAGGAAGAAGUGGAUGACGACAAUACGAGUAACGAAGAUUUUACUGACGACGAAAUUGAUACUGAGGAAAGGAUCGAUGAGAAGAAACACAUUGAUGACAUCCCGGAACCGGAAGUUAAAUUAAAAUUUGAAAUGAACGGUCAAUCUCCGUCAACAACUGCUCGUUCUAAAGAGAUUGAGUCUCAGGAUGGCGUUAUAGAUGUAGUAAUACUUGACUUCGCCGAUAACAAAACGAAAUCCUCGCCUUUGAGUUCCGACGUCGUUAAAGUCUCAAAGGAUAAUUCGCCUAUUGAGAUUAUCAUUGAAGAGGAGACUAAAUCCCGCUCUCAGGAUUUGUCGAAGACCAACGACAAGACGCCGCACAACGGACAAACUGCAGAGAAUGUGACAAAAGAAGCGGCGAAACAAGCGAGCUCUCCCAUGAUAGACGCUGAGAGUCAACCGGGAAUUCCUCAGCAGACGACGAACCAGAAAAACACGAAGAAUUCCGCAGAACGUAAGUCCAGCUCGAGAAGAAAGAGUUCUCGCCCGAGGUCUUCGAAAAGACGUAUAUCUUCGAGGGUGAAGCAACAAAGAACGAAUCACGUCGAGACGACGGAAGUAGUUCCGCAAGAAGAAGAAAUAGAUAGAACGGCUGAUAUAACGACUACCACUAUUAGUACCACACCUACCAUUACAACCACCACCACCACCACCACCACCACCACUACAACAACUACUACUACUACAACUACGCCCCCGUCCAUCGCGCCUUUUGAGAUGCAAGUUGCAGAGCAAAUCGACAGCCACAUUUACGAGGAGCCGGAAUCACGAACUUCUAAGGAGAUAGACACGCGAGCGAUCGGACAAUAUGACGCGAUGUAUUCAAAGAGCUCACAAGACAGCAAGAGCCAUUACAUGAGCAAGAGUAAAAAGAUAGAGCGACCGUUUGAUCAUCAAAUUAUAGAAGACUAUAGCAAGAAUCAAGAACAACACGACGACAAAUUUGAAGAAGGAUCUGAGACGGAAUCACCAGAUUAUACGCAGAAUAUCAGCUCGGAAUAUAUCAACUUUACCGAAGAUCCACAAAGUAUGGAAGAUCCGCAAAAUACAGAAGUAAGAUCGACGAACGUUUAUGAGGAGAAGGAGGAAGUCACGAACAUUUAUGAGGAGAAAGAAACGUUUACCGAGGAGUCUCUCUUCACCGAGCACGAGACUGCGAGCGACGAAUCUGACGCGAAAAUGACUAACGAGGAAUCCGAGGAAAAUUUAGAGGAAAUGCCAAACAAGAUAUCUUCGUCACAAGAAGUUGCGGUUUCCAGUGAAAGUGACGAUUCUUCUUACCAAGAAGAAUCGUCCCAUCAAGAAGACGAAAAUGAGAAACCAAGUAUUCUGAAGGAUGACUUGAACGAAGAAGAGGACUCCAUAACCGUGAAGAAUCACAAGGAAGCGACCAGUUCCGAGGAGGAACUAAACGAAUACCAGGACACGAUAGAGUCAUCCACGGAGAACGUGCACAACGUCAACGCCGAAGAGGAUUACAAGGAACUUGAAAAUACAGACUACUCCACUAUACCAGCUGAUUACACGAGUUCCUAUGAAUACACCGAUCCUCCGGAAGACGUCAUGGACUCGACCGAAAAACAAGAGAGUGAUAAUAGCAAUGAGGGUGUCCUGAAAUUCACAGACGAGCUGCCCAAGUGGGAUUACGAAGAGUCAUCGACAGCCCGCGUGUUUAAUGAGUACGAUUACGUCGACGACACUUACGAAGCGAUAAUGUACGAGAAUAGCGACCAGGCGAAAUACGAGCAAGAGAAAUACGAGCGAGAGAAAUAUGAGCAAGAGAAGCAAGAGCGGGACAAAUACGAGCGGGAAAAUGACGAGCAGAAGAAUAACAAGCAGAAAGAUAGCGACCAAGUGGAUUACAAGCAGCUGGUAUUUAAUAUUACAUUAGGCAAUUUUAAUAAGGAGAAAAACGAGUCAGAGAAAAAGAAUCAAGAGGAGGAGAAACCGAUCGCGGAAGACUCUGAUCGUGAGAGAAGCACCGAGGCAGACGACAGCGUAAAAGCGAAAGAUCAGGCGGACCAUAUGGAGUUUGUCCCGCUUAUUAUGAAUCUUAAGGAAACUGCGAAUCCAACUACGACUUCGUCGACUACUACAGUAGCGUCUACCGCAACGACGACGUCUACGACGAAACCUACGAUAGAAUCUACGACUACACCUACAACGAUAGAAUCUACGACUACACCUACAACAACGUUUACGACGGAGUUUCCAACUGUACCUACAACAGCGUCUACGACGGAGUCUACGACUGCACUUACAACGGAGUUUACGACUGCACCUACAACGGUGUCUACGAUGGCAUCUACGGCGACAUCUACACCGGAAUUAACGACUACAGACGUUCAUUCAACACAUUCAUACAGUACAUUGUCCACGACCACAACCACUAUGAGCACGACUACCUCUCCGUCAACGACUACUACUCCUCGUCCUACGCCGCCGAAACUUUUCAAGCCCAAUGCCGCCAGAAGGACUUACGCUUACGUUCCACCCACGACAACCCCCGUCCCGGUGGUGAUUAAACCGAGACUGGGUCUGUACAAUCCCAAACCAGCAAAGCCGCCCAAAUCCUACAGCGAGCUGGCGCCAAAGCCAGUCAUCAGAAAGCUUCCUCUAUUAUCACGUAAACCUACCACCACCACUACUACCACCACUACCACCACUACCACCAGUCCAGGAGUUACCACAAUUAUGGACAAAUCAAACCAGGAUCAAGAAACUACAAUAAUAAUAACGACAGAGGUGAUGUCACCGCUGACGAUGCCUACGACGACUACAACGACGGAAUCUAGUAGAAGCGAAGAGAACGUUCUCGAGAGUAAGUUGGAAGCGAAGGACCAUGAGCUUCCAUCUCUUGCGAAGAACGACGCGAACAAGGAGGACCAAUUUCCGAGCCCGUCCGAGCAAAAUUCCCCUGUCAACUCUUCAAGAGACCCAGACUUUUACGUGUCCACUGAGAAAACCCAAAGUUUUACUCCGUAUCCUUUAACUAGACAGGCGACUACCACCGAACAGACAGCGAAGGAAGCAGAAAGCAAACUACACGAGACUACGGAGAGCAUUGAUAUCCUUACGACGCCAGUCUUGCCGACGAUGCUUCUUCCCGAAAGAUCCGUGCAUAUCGAGACGACCACCGAGAUGUACCCAGAAGAAGUAGCGACCACCAUAGUUUCUACCGAAAAUGCUCAAGACGACGUCAUCCUCGGAAUUCUUUCAACGAUAACUGAAACGACCACGGUUUUGCCUUCGACAGUCGUCCCGUCCAAAGACGUAAACGCUUUUUACUGGCCAAACCAGAAGCCCAAAAAUCCUCAGCAAAAGCACGGGAGCUUCAACUGCCUGGAGAAAGAGAUGUACCGCUUCUACGGCGACGCCAGAGAUUGCCGAUUGUUCCAUUACUGUUCGCCCGGUUUUACGAAGCGGCAAGUGUUGGAUUUCCGAUUUGUAUGUGAGGAGGGUACGGUGUUCGACGAGGAGACAGAGAGCUGCCGGCACGAUGUGCGCAACAAGAAGUGCCGGAAUCGGUCUUGGUGAAAGUGAGAGAAAGAGAAAGAGAGAGGGGGAGACAGAGAGGAAGAGAGAGGAAGAAAGGUGACGCGACAACGCGUGUCCUCUGAUCGUUGAUUUUGGUAAUUCGUGAAUCCUAAGACUCCUUAGUAUAUUUAUAUAAUUCCUAAUGUAAUACAUAAGAACAGCCCCCUUAGUGCGCGCGCCAGCGGAAGAGGAUACCACCUCUCCAAAGCAUUGCCAUAGCGUUUCGCCGAGCGCUGGAUUCACACUUAUUAAAAUUAACGUGCCUCAAUCGGCCGUCUCGUCACGUCGAUUGGACCAAGGAAGAAGUAAGGAAACCUCGGAUGUGGCCAAUUCAGCCGAGGAUACAAGCGUCUUGAGCGUGCGGCGCAAGCAGAACGCGAGUUCAAUCCGCUUCUCGGUAGAAGGGAGCGAAUCGCGCCUCUCUAGUAUAUUAAGUUCAUAGACUUAGAAACUCUUAUUCUAUAAACCUUCUUUUAUCGAUAAGAAUACCUCUAAAUGUGCUUAUAAGCCAAUCACAAGGCUUAUAAGUUGCAUUUAGAGACACUUCUAUAAAAGAGAGUUUAGAAUAGAGACCAUAGAAAUAGACUGCACGAAGAAAAAGAGCCUGGCUGAACUAACGUGUUUGGUUAAAUCAGUUUUAAUGGAAAUAAAUAAAAUUUCUGGUUAUUAUAACGAGAUAUUCUAGUAUGUGACCGGAACAUUUAGAUAUAAUAUCGGUCAGAGUUUGGUUACUGUAUUUUGUGUAUGCAGUAGUAACAUUCAAAUAUCUAUGUAUUAUGAUUAUAUGGGAAAAAAGAGCAUAGUUGAAUUGACAUGACAUGUUUGAUUAAGCGAUUGUUGGUGGAAUUAAAGAGAAUUUCUGGCUAUUAUAAUAAAAUAUGUUGAUAUUUAACACUCGUUUAAUAACAUAGAUAAACAAUUUAUAUAAUAAAUGUAAUUUUUAAAGAAGUGACGUGGCACAUAAAAGAGACGACACGGAAGCCCCCAGAAUAUAGUCGAGUUCUUUAACUACACACAAUAUAAUAUUGAAUCAAUUAAAUAUCUAGUUUAAAACAAAAUAAUCGUACUAACAUUUUAAAAAACAACUUUCAGUUCAAGAAAGUAAUAAAAUUUAUAGUAGGAAAUGUAAAUAUAAUUAUGUUUUUACUGCCCAUGUAACCAAACUCUCCUGUCUGAUUAAUCAAAAAGCAUUUAACCAAAUUUGUUACUUUAACCAAAAUAAUGGUUCACAUAUUUCUUAUUAAUAACUCUGGUUAAUAUAUCCUAAAUUCAGUUGAAUACAAAUAAUUUUUUCUCUUUGCUCAUUCAUAUAAAGCUGCUGAAGACAAGAGUGGAGGAUAGAGAUGUGCUGAAUGAGAUAUUUUCUCUGUCACAUAGUAUUGUAAGAGAGGACGAUGUAGGAAAAACAAAAGAGAAAAUGAAACAGAAAGAGAGUACGUAUUGAACAUCUUUCCUCCUUCGUUCUCCCUACCAACUAGGCAAUUAGACAAGGAAAGCAUUUAAUUCUUUGUUAUCCUCUUUUACUGAUGCUGCCUCUAUUCCUCCAGGAAUGUACAGUCUAUCUCUAUAAGUCUAUGGGUAAAUUAAAAAAUGUAGAAUCGGUUCCUACGAUGUUCUCGAAGUGAAAGGAAAGUUAGAAAAAAAGGAAGAAAGCGAAGGUCGUUUUACGUAAUUGCGUAUAAUGAAUUGAUUUUCUUCCAUCCCCCCCCCCCCCUUCCCCGGUCGUUCUUUGCACGCGAUUGUUUCAGAAUCGAAAGAAAUUUCUGAAUAUAUUGCCAAAAGAAACAGCAUCACAGUUAUUCUUUUAGCGCCUUGCCCGUAAUGCAAUAUAUAUAUUAACAAUUUUUGGGAAGAAUAACUUCUUUCUCUUCAUCGAUUGAUCGAUCGAAUGAGACGUUUCAUUCGAGAUCGAUGUAAAGUCCAAUAUAUUUUUUAUAAAAACAUAUAACACGGAUCGCAUGAAGUGGUGAUAUUAAAAUUUUUUCGCGCGUGUCUGAAGAUAUUGGAAUGUGCCUUUAAUCUAAAAUUUUUGUAGGACAACUUUAUUUCAUACGUAAAUAUUGAGUCAUGUAUGCCUUAUAAUUAGAGUUACUUAUGCAAUUUUCGUGUAACUCUCGAUUUAAAGAAUGAUAAGGUAUACUCCACAUAGCAUACUUUAUCCCGAAGAUAUUCUAAAUUUGUGGCAGAUUUCCAAAUGAAAUCUCAAAGAUAUCCAAGUAAGUAGGCUCCUGGAUAUUUCAAUAGUAUAUCGUAACAUAUACUGCAAUGUUACGAUAUCUAAAUAUCCAGCCAAAUCCUUUGGCUUUGCAUAAGACAUUUCGUCUUUUUAAAACUUUUGAUAACGAGAAAAAUAAAGAUAUAUUUUCUCAAGAUUAUUAAGAUGUCUCAUACUUUGUAUUUUUUAAACUAAUUUAUUGUUUAUUCCAAUUUACCAAUAACGUUUAAUUAAAAAACCACAAGUAAUCAUGACGUCACUGAUUCGCUAAUAUAUAUUGUGUUGAUAUCUAUCGUAUUUCGACUGCUGUUGCGUUUUAAUACUUACUAGCAAGUGUUUCAUUACUUGUUUCUUUCUUUUGUAAAAUAUACAAAUAUAUUGUUGCGCUUUCUCGCACUCGCGUCCGGGCAAUAAAUAAACUACACGUUUAGAAAAGUUGGACGCCUAAUAUUAGGCUAUUUACAAAGCUCUCGCGUUAUCAAUAGUAAUCACUUAUUAUAAUAGUAAUCUUGCAUUCUCAAUUGCCACAUGUCUAUUGCGGCCGUAGAUUCGUGUGUGACUUUCCUGUAACUCUAUUGAUUCGUCACAGGGAACGCGCAUUCGUUCGUCUAGACUGCAAUCAUCUUCAUUGGGAGUAUCGGUACUAAUCGAUAUGUGCUUUCGCAUGAGUGCAACAAUAUUCUUAGCAUAAUCUAGAAAAAUAGGGUCAGAGCUCAGUGGCUUCACUAGUUCCUGUCCGAUCAUUGAUGUUAAACAGCGACCGCGGGAUAAGGAAGAAUAACUGUUCAGAGAUAGAAACCACGUAGGAAUGCACGUAUAAAAUGAAAAGAUGCAAUAAUGUAAAAACUAAAAUAAUAGUUUAUUUAUUAUUUAAACAAAAUGGUCAAACAUUAGUUUGCUUUACCUCAUUUACUUUAGCAUAAUUUACUGCAAAUUAUAUAUAUAUAUAUAUAUAUAUAUAUAUAUAUGUAUAUAUAUAUUCUAUAAUCAUAAUAUAAUUUAUUAUCCAAUGAUUAAGCAUUGGCCAAUAAUUACUAAAAUAUUGCUAAUAUUUAAUCACUGCAAAUUUCUUAAUAAUUCCCAGCGUGUUAAAUUUCUGUAAGAGCAUAAUAAAAUAUACACUACGAUAUUUUCUGAGUUUAGCCGAAUAUACUCUGAACCUUGUCUAAGAUGUUUAUAGGAUAUUAUAUAAGUAAAUAGUUGUGCAUCUACUGGAUAUCCAUUGAAUAUCAGAGGUCAUUUUGGAAAUUUCUACGGUUAUUGCAACAUGUUAAAAUUAUGUUUGUAGACUGUCCUUCGGAUAAAGUGUGCUGUGUCGACAUGAGACGCCAACUAUACGUUAAAAGAGUAUUUCUAUAUUCCAUUGUAUACCGUGAAACUGAGGUAUCACAAAUACACGGACAAUCGUCCGGUUUGUUGCGAUCGUCAAAUUCAAUUUUCGCGGAAUCCAAAAAUUCCGCGAUCGCAGAAGAAAUAUCAUUGCUCAAACUUUUUCUAGAUAUGAAAGUAGCUUGAUGAAACGUAGGUGUCUCGUCCCUUUGAAGUAAGUCGACGUAGUCGAUUUACCAUAUGCGCUACGACAACGCGGCAUGUAAAAAGCUAUGAAAAAUCGCCACACGCAGCUCGUACGUUUCGUCUGGAGUACUCCGUAAUGUUCAUCUCGCUACACAACACCGCCGUUACGUGACGUCAACGGACUCGCGUUACGUCUCGCGCAUACCCUUAAUUUCCUAUUAUCAAUUAGUGCGCUUUAAUUGCGAGCGCGAAGCGGACGCAUUUUUAAGUCAGCCGCAGGUAAACGCAUGUAGAUAUAGAAAUUUACGGAUCAUUUAACGAAUUAGAUACAAUUGAGAAAAGCCACGCGUGUCCUUAACUGGACGUGUUACUCGUUAAAACUCUCGUCCAUGUGUGUGUGUGUGUGUGCGUGCGCGCGUGUGUGUAUAUGUGUGUGUGUGUGUGUACGUGCACUGCUUUGCACGCGCGCAUUUCGAUGACACAAGUCCGAAAGUAUAAUUAUUAUAUUUUUUAAGGAACUGUACCAUGUCAAUAAUAAAU